AUGAGUGCAUGGGCCGAGACAAGGGAUCAAGCAUCUGCUGCUAUUCUGGGGUUUGAGAACAAGUUUUCUACGAUUUUGAACCUUUCAGAUCCGUUACUUGAACAUAUUAUUGCAUCCAAAAGAGCUUUAAAGGUUUUGGAAUCAAAGUUUGGGUUGGAAAAAGAAGCUUUAGAAAAAGGGUUGGAGGGCAAAGCUUUAGAAGAAGGGUUGGAGGGCAAAGUGUUAGGAGGGUUGGAGGAUGAAGAAUUGGGUUUAAAAGGUGAGAGCCAAAAAGUUGUUCAAUUUUUGGUGAGCUCGUGUGAUGGAGAUGCGGUUACUUUAGAGAGCAUUUUAAGCAAAAAUCCUCAGUUGGUUGAUAUUUUAUACCCCAGCGACUCGGCGGGAGUUACGGCGUUGAUUUAUGCUGUUUGCUUCAAUAAUGAAGAUACAGUUGAACUGUUAUUGGAAAACCACGGGGCCGAUCCUGAUUUGUUUGAUACAAUUGUAUUUUUCACUCCGCUAAUGUGGGCGGUAUAUCUAAAUCAACUCGAAAUGAUAAAAUUAUUGUUAAACAAUCAAGCUGAUCCAUAUUUGAGUCCCAAAGAUGACGGGAAAAAUGCAAUAAGCUUACUUAAUCCAGAGAGGCAAGAUAUUAUAGAGUAUUUUAGAGCACACAACCUUUUGAAGAAUCCUGCUGCCCACAAUGAUGUACCGGACAUUUAUAGCACAAACACAUUUACUCCGCAAGACGGAUAUCAAGAUGAUCUACUGACAAAGUUGAAGCUACAGACUCUUUCGGGAACUAUUGAAGAUGAGUCUGGGAGGCAACAAGGCGAUACGUUAUAUGAUGGGGAGAAGGAGGAAAAUAACGAGGAUGACGAGUACAUUCUUGUACAAGAUCCGAUACUCUCGAGGCUACCGGAUUUUGAAUAUGACAAGUUGAUUGCUGAACAGUAUAUAAAGUUUGCUGAUAGCGAUAUCCCAUCUUUGAUCAACUAUCUUUUUGAUUUAAGAAAUAAAACAACCUACCAACAUGAUACAAAGCUCCCUUCUGCUAUAUUAUUCCAAUUGAUCAGAUACGCACAUUUGAGAGUCGACUCAAAUGAGCUAACAGAUUUUUUAUUUGAUUGCUUUACAGCAAGGUUAAGAACAAUUACAAGCACAAAGUCAGGCGCAUUCAACAUGGCACUACAAGAAACAGGAAGUGCUCAAGGAGCAGGCGAUAUUGUCUUAUUAAGCUACUGGCUAUCUGCUUUGCAGUUUUUGCAUUUUUACUUCUGCAAGAGCAAAAUAUAUAUUAAAUUUCCUCGUUUUUUGCAAGAAAUCAUCAACUUGGUCCACUCGCUAAUUGCGACUUUAUCAUUUUCAAUAAAUUCCAGGUUGAACCUAUUAGUUGAGGACUGUAUGUUGAACUUUACAAGCUUGAUUGAUGUGUCAAACACCCUUUAUGCAAAAGACUGGAAUCUUUUCAAAUGGAACAAGAAGCAUCCUAACAAUUACGAUGCGAUUAUGAAUUCACUAUACCCACCCAGUCAUGCUGAUUUGAUGAAACCCUCGCCACUCCGAUACAUUCAAGUACUUGGUGCCUUAGACUAUGUGCUCAAAAUCCACAAGGUUGAUAAUCUUUUCCGCAUGCAAACCUUCUCCCAAGUUUUUUAUUACAUGAACUGUAUUAUAUUCAAUAAUAUCAUUGGCAGCAGUAAAUUCUGUACACGAUCUAAGGCGGUGCAAAUUCGUUUAAACAUAUCUGCUAUUGAGGACUGGAUGCGUUCGCAUAAUCUAAAGUUCUCUAGACCAGAAACGUUGGGUGGACUAAACAGUUUGAUUGGAGAUACCAAGGUGCAUUUGCAUAACUUGUUGAGUGACAAUAACACAUUACUGCGCAAAAACCCACAAAACUUGGAAUUUUACUAUGAUUCCUUAUAUCAUGUAUGCAAGAAUCAAUUGAUGCCGACAAUUGAGCUACUUCAAUGGUUACAAUGCAUGUCAUCUUUAACUAAUCAAGAGAGUUUGAUCAACACGAUAAACCAAUUUGACUAUUUAAACUAUUACCAAUUAUUCAAGGUGGCAAACAAGUUGUACAAGUAUGAAGUUGGUGAACCGCGGUUAUCUAAAGCUUUAGUCAGUUUCAUGAAAUCAUUGAUGAUUGAACGAGGAGAGGAACAGAUUGCAAAGAGUUUCCAGCAUUACAUGACCCAAUCGACUUUUUUAUCCAAGGAAAUAUAUAUUUAUCUCAAUCCAAAUUAUGUUUUCAAUGUCACUUUACCAAACCUUGCCGAAUUAUUGAACAAUUAUGGAUCAGGAAUUGGGGGAGUCCAUGUGUUGCGAAGUAAGAAAUACCAGCCGUCACUUCCAAUAAGCAUUGUUGAUGAUAUAGACGAGAUUAUCACCGAAAAUAGAAAUAUGGAGUUUAAUGAAUCAGUUGAUUAUGAAAAGGAGAGUGAAAACAAAGAGGGUUCUGAUGAUAACCAGUAUUGCAACAAUGACAAUGACAAGGACAGUGGCAAUGGCAAUGACAAUGACAAUGUCAAUGUCAAUGGCGAUACUAGUGAAAUUGGUAAGGUAGAAGGAAUCAAAGGAGACGAGUUAUUUAAGCAAGUACAAAUGCCAAACACGCUAAUACAUAAGCAUUGGGGAGAAACCAACAAGGAAGAGUUUGAGCAAAAUCCAUGGUAA
Molecule: messenger RNA, 2655 nt
Organism: Lodderomyces oxycetoniae
Lineage: Eukaryota; Fungi; Ascomycota; Pichiomycetes; Serinales; Debaryomycetaceae
Exons: 1
Coding region: 1-2655 (884 amino acids)
Molecular function (GO): GTPase binding
Source: RefSeq, a predicted model, not a curated record